This is a messenger RNA of Hermetia illucens (black soldier fly), 1934 nucleotides long. Its product is annotated as zinc finger and SCAN domain-containing protein 12. Bases 119 to 1858 code for a protein of 579 amino acids. Gene Ontology annotation, cellular component: nucleus. The record is from RefSeq and is a predicted model, not a curated record. The transcript is spliced from 6 exons. Gene Ontology annotation, molecular function: zinc ion binding. NCBI's taxonomy places the organism in Eukaryota, Metazoa, Arthropoda, Insecta, Diptera, Stratiomyidae.
GUCGCCAUUUGCCUGGUGUCCUGUCAAAGCAUUGUUAAUGCAGAAUAUCGCGAAGUGUACGCGUUUUGCCGUUGGUUGGUGAUAUUACAGGUGGUUCGUUAAAUCAGUUGUUCCGGAAAUGGAUCCAGAAGCGGAAGUUCCAACGGAGAGGGACCCGAGCCAACCAGACCUAGCGAAAAUAUGCCGACUUUGCCUGGCUGAAGAACUUGGCACUGUCCGCAUCUUCAAUGCGAAUGAAAAUACAAAUAUUCCGCUACAAAUCAUGGCUUGUGCGGCUUUGGAGGUCCAUUUAACAGACGCUCUACCAAAGCAAAUUUGCAAUCAGUGUCGCAUUCAACUGGUUCGAUUUUACUGUUUUCGUAAAAGAUGUCAAAUAUCCGACGUAAAGUUACGAAAACAUAUCCGUCUUACCAAUGCGGGAAAAGUAAGUCACGUGUUCAAACCAAAAGAUGAAGAAGACGAUGACGACGAUGAUGAAAAAUUCAAAGAUUCCCUCAAUCUGCUUAAAGAGAUCGAAAAAGAGGAGCAAGAAAAACAAAGCCAAAGAGAUGCCGAACUGGAAGAGAAAAUUAGACAGAAAUUACGUGAAGAGGAAACUAAUAAAAUUUUUGAAGAAGCAAUCACUUUUUUUAAUAAUAAAAUAUCCAAUAAAUCAAAAGCACGUUCCGCAAAUGACAAUGAGACAUCUAAAGCAGAAGCAUCUACAUCUGCCUGGAGUGACGAUAAAAGAGCGGAGACAGAGGAGCAAUCGAAUCCUGUUUUCGAAGAAUUGGUCGAUUCAACAGAAACCGUUUAUAUUGCUUCUCUAAAAGAUGAUGGUGCAAACGGAACCAGUUGCUACAUGAUGAAGGUGAAUAGCAGCAACGAUGCCGACUUUGAAAUGACAGAGGAUAAGAGUUUAGACAAUCAGGAAGACUGCAUGAGUACCUACACUGUGGUUAAAGUUGAAGAUAACAUGGAAUAUGAAACUUUAGAAUUUAACCAUGAAAUUGAAAAUAGCGAGAGUCAAAUGCAACAAGAUUCAGACGAAUACAAUGAGGAGCCAGUUUCCAUUCACGAUGAAAACUCAAAUGCAUCUAAUAUUCAAACUUAUGCUGUGGCAACCGGUGAAGUUGAUGCUGAACAAGAUCAAAAUCAAGAUCAAGAUCAAGAACUGGCAAUCGAUAUACUUCUUCCAACUGAGACUGAUGAAAAUGAUGAGCAAGGCGAAGGUGGCCUAGAAGAUAAAUAUGAAGUUUUGAAACUUGAAGAAUACUUAGAUGAAAAUAGCGAGACUCACAAACAAAACCAAACGGAUUAUUCGGAUUUGAUUGAAGUGAGCAAUCCAACAAAUGCUGAACAGCUGAAAAUCUUCAAAUGUCCCAAAUGUCCACAAGCAUUUACACGGCGAGCGCAACUUUUGCGACAUGCCAGCGUUCAUGACAAAGUUCGGGGCUACCAAUGUGAGCAUUGUAAAAAAUGGUUUGCAUGUAAAAGUUCUAUGGAUCGGCAUAUCAGGAUACAUACAGGAGAGAAACCAUUUCAGUGUGAUAAAUGCUCCCGAAGGUUCAUACAAAAAGAAAUUCUCAAAAGGCAUAUGGCCAUUCAUACGGGCGAGAAACCUUUCCAAUGUCCACAGUGCGAUAAGUCCUUCGUUCAACGUUUAAUGUUAACUCAACACAUAAACUUGAAGCAUACCGAAAACCCUGUAGUACAAAUGCACGAAUGCAGUCUGUGUCCAAAGUCAUUUUGUCAUGCAUCUGGACUCAGUCGACAUCUCCUGUCACAUUCCGGUGUAACGUAUACGUGCAAAAUAUGCGAUAAAAAAUUCAGCGAUAAAAGUGCGGUAAAGCGGCAUACAUCCUCGGUGCAUAUGUAGGCCAGUUUUUUUAAUCAAUUGUAUUUAAUGGAAUAAAGGAAUAGAAAAGUAAACAAAUAUUGAAUAAAAAUAAGGU